This is a messenger RNA of Punctularia strigosozonata HHB-11173 SS5, 1020 nucleotides long. RefSeq lists its product as uncharacterized. The coding region runs from base 1 to 1020 and encodes 339 amino acids. Lineage: Eukaryota; Fungi; Basidiomycota; Agaricomycetes; Corticiales; Punctulariaceae. The record is from RefSeq and is a predicted model, not a curated record. The transcript has 17 exons.
AUGCAUUUGGACAACACUCUCGGAGCUCUCCUUGUGGGCGGACUCUGCGCAGCGGCUUUGUACGGUAUCACUUGCGCGCAGACCUUCAUAUUCCUACAAAACCACCCGGAAGAGCGGAGAUCGUUCAAGCUCUUCAUCGCUGGGCUGUGGGGCUUGGACACGUUCGACAUGUGCUUAACGUCGCACGUUUUGUACUGGUAUUUAGUGACCAACUACGCCAACUUUUCGGCGUUGGCGGUGCCCGUGUGGAGUAUCCUGCUACAUGUUUCCGUGACGUCUAUCAGUGAUUUCAUCGUCCGAUCGAUGUUUGCGAGGAGGGUGUGGAGGCUGAGUAAAGGCAACUAUAUCAUUACUGGCGUUAUCGUCGCUGUCUCGCUCAUUGAUUUGAUUUGUGGUAUCAUCAUCACCGUCAAGGCAUUCGGCGUCCAGUCUUUCCUCGGGCUAUCCAAGAUCGCAAACCUUCUGUACCUCAAUUUCGGCGCCGGUGUCACCUCAGACUUGGUGGUUGCCAUCACUCUGGCAUGGUAUCUCUGGAACUCAAGGACUGGGUUCGCAAAGAUGGACUCGCUAGUCAACGUGCUCAUGCUGUAUACUAUCAACACAGGGCUGCUCACAGCCCUCGAUGCUUGCUUCGGUUUAAUCUGCUACGCCGUAAUGCCGACCAACUUCGUCUUCAUCGCGGCCUACCUCCUGCUCUCCAAGCUGUACCUCAAUUCGUACCUCUACAGCUUGAACGCCCGAGAAUACAUCCGCGAACGCGGUAGCGGUAACGGCAUGGUCUCCAUCCACCUCUCGCACCUGCCCACGAGCCAGCAUACCUCCGGAACCGGUGUCAGCCACGUCGCGGCCUCACGCACGAGCCGGCGUUUUGACAUGCUGCGUCCAUCGUCGGCCCUGGACGUCGAGCGCGGGCUGUCCAAGCUCGAGUUCGCGAGCGAGAGCCAGGCGAGGCAGUCCCAGGGCGAGAUUGACAAGAUAUCGAUCCUAGUGGAGAAAUCGGUGAUGAGCAGCCACGAUUGA